AUGUCUGGUGAAUUUUCGUUGGCAGAUGCACUACCUGCACACUCCCCUGCCAAAACCUCUGCUGUGAGCAAUACAAAACCUGGCCAACCUCCUCAAGGCUGGCCAGGCUCCAGCCCUUGGAAUAAUCCGAGUGCUCCACCUUCGGUGCCAUCUGGACUCCCACCAAGUGCAACACCCUCUACUGUGCCUUUUGGACCAGCACCAACAGGAAUGUAUCCUUCCGUGCCUCCCACCGGACCACCUCCAGGACACCCAGCACUCUUUCUUCCUUCGGAACCAUCAUGCCCCCCACCCGGUGGUCCUUAUCCAGCCCCAACAGUGUCAGGCCCUAGCUCCACAGGGCCAUAUCCUACACCAAAUAUGCCCUUUCCAGAGCUACCCAGACCAUAUGGUGCACCCACAGAUCCAGCUGUAGCUGGUCCUUUAGGUCCAUGGGGAUCCAUGUCUUCUGGACCUUGGGAGCCAGGAAUGGGAGGGCAGUAUCCUACCCCUAAUAUGCCAUAUCCAUCUCCAGGGCCAUAUCCCGCUCCUCCUCGUCCCCAAGCCUCUGGGCCAGCACCACCUGUUCCACGGGGCACCGAUCCACCAGGAGCCUGAGGACCACCACCAUAUCCUGCCCCUACAGGACUGUAUCCCACACCGGGACUCUAUCCUACUCCCAGUGAUCCUUUCCAAGUGCCUUCAGGACCUUCUGGUGCUCCACCGAUGCCUGGUGGUCCCCACUCUUACCAUUAA
Molecule: messenger RNA, 735 nt
Organism: Mandrillus leucophaeus (drill)
Lineage: Eukaryota; Metazoa; Chordata; Mammalia; Primates; Cercopithecidae
Product: MAPK-interacting and spindle-stabilizing protein-like
Source: RefSeq, a predicted model, not a curated record